Gongylonema pulchrum is the source of this 168-nucleotide messenger RNA. The record is from the annotation of a GenBank genome assembly. NCBI's taxonomy places the organism in Eukaryota, Metazoa, Nematoda, Chromadorea, Rhabditida, Gongylonematidae.
AUGUCGGGCUCGGCAGCAGUGGUGUCCGACGAAGUAUCCGAACCGGACGAGGAUGACGAAAAUAGAACAAAUGUGAAUUGCAACAAAGAUGCUACGGAAAAUGAGACACUGACGAGGUUUGUUCCUUCGUUGUCCUCGCUUUCAUCGAAAUACCUCAUUUUCAAUUGA